AUGGCUCGACAGGUGCUAAACUACCACGACGUGCAGUUGUACGAGUCGGAUGCGGCGCUGUUCACAGGGCACCAGUGGCUCAACGACAACGCCAUCAACUUCUAUUUGCAGUAUCUGACGCAGACAGUAGCUCGUCGCGACGUGCUGCUCAUGGAUCCGGCUGUGGUCUCGUGUUUGCUGCAUCAGUGCGAGGACGAGGACGAGUACCAGGAACUGGCAAUUGGGCUUGAUCUAACUAGCAAACAGCUCUGCAUCAUUCCAGUCACGGACAAUGACGCACUGGGUGCGGGCAGUAGCCAUUGGUCACUGCUGCUCUACAGCGACGGAGAUUUUCAGCACUUUGACUCGAGCUCAGGCCAUAAUCAUCAUGCAGCACGGCGCUUGGCCGAAUCGUUUGAGGUUCUGCUGCGAGCUGCUGGCAAACGCCGUGGGAGCGGAUUUUCUCGUCGGUUGGUGGAGGUGCAGAAUGCCCCACAGCAGCAAAACGGCUACGACUGUGGCAUGUAUGUGCUGGUGCUGGCCGAGUAUUUUUGUCGCCAACAUGCGGAACUUCGACUGCAGUUGCCCAAACUUAUCGAGAAGCUGAAGGCGGAAGCAGUACGAGCCUAG
Phytophthora infestans T30-4 is the source of this 609-nucleotide messenger RNA. RefSeq names its product SUMO protease, putative. Gene Ontology annotation, biological process: proteolysis. NCBI's taxonomy places the organism in Eukaryota, Oomycota, Peronosporomycetes, Peronosporales, Peronosporaceae. Bases 1 to 609 code for a protein of 202 amino acids. The transcript has 2 exons. The record is from RefSeq and is a predicted model, not a curated record. Gene Ontology annotation, molecular function: cysteine-type peptidase activity; deNEDDylase activity.